Emys orbicularis (European pond turtle) is the source of this 2136-nucleotide messenger RNA. RefSeq names its product EPS8 signaling adaptor L2 (gene EPS8L2). Gene Ontology annotation, cellular component: ruffle membrane; vesicle; plasma membrane. Gene Ontology annotation, molecular function: actin binding. Bases 1 to 2136 code for a protein of 711 amino acids. The record is from RefSeq and is a predicted model, not a curated record. NCBI's taxonomy places the organism in Eukaryota, Metazoa, Chordata, Testudines, Emydidae. Gene Ontology annotation, biological process: regulation of Rho protein signal transduction; positive regulation of ruffle assembly; Rho protein signal transduction. The transcript is spliced from 19 exons.
AUGACGCUCUCGCCUCUGGAGGUGGACAGCUCAGGCUGUGAACAAAGGAAGAAAUACUCCAACUCCAAUGUAAUUAUGCACGAGACAUCGCAGUACCAUGUACAGCACUUAGCCACAUUCAUCAUGGAUAAGAGUGAAGCCAUUGUGACAGUGGACGACGCCAUCAGGAAACUGAUGCAGCUCAACUCUAAAGAGAAGAUCUGGGCCCAGGAGAUGCUGUUGCAAGUGAAUGACAAGUCCAUCCGACUGCUAGACUGCGAGUCACAGGAGGAGCUGGAGAACUUUCCCCUGCCAACGGUCCAGCUCUGCCAAACCGUGCUGAAUCAGAUGCGCUACACCUCCAUCCUCCUGCUGGUGUGCCAGGACUCCGAGCAGCACAAGCCCGAUAUCCACUUCUUCAACUGCGACGAGGUGGAGGCGGAUAUGGUCCACGAAGACAUAGAAAGUGCACUCGCCGAUCACAAGCAGGGAAAGAAGAUACGGCCGCAGACGCUCAAAGUAAACCAGGAGAAAAUAAAGCAGCGACAGUCUAUACUCCCACCACCUCCAGGGCCAGCUCCUAUCCCUAUCCAGCACGAGAUGCGAGGCUCACCAAUGAACCACAGGAACCGGGUGGCUCCCCCACCAGAGCAUAAUGAACCAGAAUUUGAACGACGCAGCUCCAGCUCCCAGGAGCAUGAAGAAUCCCGAGCAAUCUUAGCACAGAAGAUUGAAAAAGAAACGCAAACCCUGAACUGCACCCUGGAUGACAUUGAGGUGUUUGUCGCCCGGCUUCAGAAAGCGGCAGAGGCAUUCAAACAGCUGAACCAACGGAAGAAAGGGAAGAAGAGCAAGAAGAAAGCGCCAGCAGAGGGGGUACUGACUCUUAGAGCAAGGCCUCCAACGGAGGCUGAGUUCAUCGACUGCUUCCAGAAAACCAAGCUGGCUCUCAACCUUCUGGCCAAAUUGAGAAAGCAUAUCCAGAACCCAAGUGCUUCAGAACUAGUGCAUUUCCUGUUUGGGCCACUGGAACUGAUCAUCCAUAGCUGUGGAGGCCCUGAACUCGCAAGGUCUGUCGUCAGCCCGCUUCUCUCUAAAGACACCACAGAUUUCCUGAGAGGACACCUGACACCGAAAGAAAUGACACUCUGGGAGUCCAUUGGAGAGACAUGGACCAGAUCCAGAGCGGAAUGGCCUAGAGAGUCUGUUGUCCCAACCUACAUCCCAAAGUUCCGCAAUGGAUGGGAGCCACCCCUGGAAAUCUUCCGCGGAGCCCCAUGGGAAAUAGACAUUGGACAUUUACAAGAAGAGCUGUCAUCAGCCAAUGGAUAUCCCUAUCGUAACUCAUCGAUAAAACGUGGACAGACACCUGAUCAAACACAAGCAGUUACUCAACAUGUAAAUAGGAAUUUCGAGGCACAAGGGAUGGCCCAGCCGAAGAAAUAUGCCAAAAUCCGCUAUGAUUUCACUGCUCGAAAUGCCAAUGAACUCUCAGUGCUGAAGGAUGAAGUCCUGGAGGUGUUGGAAGAUAAUAAGCAGUGGUGGAAACUGCUAAACCGGAGCGGGCAGGCUGGUUAUGUCCCCUAUAACAUCCUGGAUGUGGUGAAACUGGAAGAUUAUGAACAGCUCUAUAGUCAGAAGUACAAAGGAGACUUGAGUCCGAGAGGAAUUGGUCCUGCCAGCCCUACUCACAGGAUUCCUGGUAGCUACGCUGGUGAUAAAUGGGGAAGUGAAAUGUUAGCCGGGAACUCUCCUCACAAUGCCAAAGAACAACUUAUCCAUCAUAUGGAUGAGGUGAAUGAUGAGCUGCUGAAGAAGAUCACAACUAGUAAAGUUCAGCCCCCCCAGAGAAACUUUAAGGUGGAGAAACCUCAGCAAGUUGCCGUGCCCCUGACGUUUGAGUCAAGCGCUGAAGAGGUCAAAGCGUGGCUGGAAGCAAAUUCCUUCAGCAAAGGGACCGUGGAGCAUCUUGGCAUACUUACGGGGGCCCAGCUUUUCUCUCUGAAUAAGGAGGAAUUGAAGAAAGUGUGUCACGAAGGAGCCAGGGUAUACAGUAAAAUUACAGUGCAAAAAUCUCUCCUGGAGAAAUGCGGAGGGGAUUCAGAGCUUCAAGAAAUUAUGAGACGUCGCCAAGAGAGGAGUGAUUCUGCUCUUUAA